CCGCAGAGCUGAGCGCGUCUUCUCUCGCAGAGGCAGGACUUCUGAAUAUAUUUGAAAACUGAACAGUUUCAACCAAGCCGAAGCAUCUGUCUUCCCAGAGACACAAAUCCAACUUGAGCUGAAUCACAGCAGAUAGAAGCCAUCAUGGUGAAAAGCCACAUAGGCAGUUGGAUCCUGGUUCUCUUUGUGGCCAUGUGGAGUGACGUGGGCCUCUGCAAGAAGCGACCAAAACCUGGCGGAGGAUGGAACACUGGGGGGAGCCGAUACCCGGGACAGGGCAGUCCUGGAGGCAACCGCUAUCCACCUCAGGGAGGGGGUGGCUGGGGUCAGCCCCAUGGAGGUGGCUGGGGCCAACCUCAUGGAGGUGGCUGGGGUCAGCCCCAUGGUGGUGGCUGGGGACAGCCACAUGGUGGUGGAGGCUGGGGUCAAGGUGGUAGCCACAGUCAGUGGAACAAGCCCAGUAAGCCAAAAACCAACAUGAAGCAUGUGGCAGGAGCUGCUGCAGCUGGAGCAGUGGUAGGGGGCCUUGGUGGCUACAUGCUGGGAAGUGCCAUGAGCAGGCCUCUUAUACAUUUUGGCAGUGACUAUGAGGACCGUUACUAUCGUGAAAACAUGUACCGUUACCCCAACCAAGUGUACUACAGACCAGUGGAUCAGUAUAGUAACCAGAACAACUUUGUGCAUGACUGUGUCAACAUCACAGUCAAGCAACACACAGUCACCACCACCACCAAGGGGGAGAACUUCACUGAAACUGACAUCAAGAUAAUGGAGCGAGUGGUGGAGCAAAUGUGCAUCACCCAGUACCAGAGAGAAUCCCAGGCUUAUUACCAAAGGGGGGCAAGUGUGAUCCUCUUUUCUUCCCCUCCUGUGAUCCUCCUCAUCUCUUUCCUCAUUUUUCUCAUAGUAGGAUAGGGGCAAGCUUCCUGUUUUCAUUAUCUUCUUAAUCUUUGCCAGGUUGGGGGAGGGAGUGUCUACCUGCAGCCCUGUAGUGGUGGUGUCUCAUUUCUUGCUUCUCUCUUGUUACCUGUAUGCUAAUACCCUUGGCGCUUACAGCACUGGGAAAUGACAAGCAGACAUGAGAUGCUGUUUAUUCAAGUCCCAUUAGCUCAGUAUUCUAAUGUCCCAUCGUAGCAGUGAUUUUGUAGCAAUUUUCUCAUUUGUUUCAAAAACACCUGACUACAUUUCCCUUUGGGAAUAGCAUUUCUGCCAAGUCUGGAAGGAGGCCACAUAAUAUUCAUUCAAAAAAACAAAACCGGAAAUCCUUAGUUCAUAGACCCAGGGUCCACCUUGUUGAGAGCAUGUGUCCUGUGUCUGCAGAGAACUAUAAAGGAUAUUCUGAAUUUUUCAGGUUACAUUUGCAGGUAACAGCCAUCUAUUGCAUCAAGAAUGGAUAUUCAUGCAACCUUUGACUUAUGGGCAGAGGACAUUUUCACAAGGAAUGAACAUAAUACGCAAGGCUUCUGAGACUAAAAAAUUCCAACAUAUGGAAGAGGUGCCCUUGGUGGCAUCCUUCCAUUUUGUAUGUUUAAAGCACCUUCAAGUGAUAUUCCUUUCUUUAGUAACAUAAAGUAUAGAUAAUUAAGGUACCUUAAUUAAACUACCUUCUAGACACUGAGAGCAAAUCUGUUGUUUAUCUGGAACCCAGGAUGAUUUUGACAUUGCUUAGGGAUGUGAGAGUUGGACUGUAAAGAAAGCUGAGUGCUGAAGAGUUGAUGCUUUUGAACUAUAGUGUUGGAGAAAACUCUUGAGAGUCCCUUGGACUGCAAGGAGAUCAGUCCUGAAUAUUCAUUGGAAGGACUGAUGCUGAAGCUGAAACUCCAAUACUUUGGCCACCUGAUGGGAAGAACUGAAGGCAGGAGGGAUGCUAGGAAAGACUGAAGGCAGGAGGAGAAGGGGACGACAGAGGAUGAGAUGGCUAGAUGGCAUCAUGGACUCAAUGGACAUGAGCUUAAGUAAACUCCAGGAGUUGGCGAUGGACAGGGAGACAUGGCAUCCUGCAGUCCAUGGUGUCGCAGAGUCGGACACGAUUGAGUGACUGAAUUGAGGUGAACCCAGAUUUUAACAUAGAGAAUGCAGAUAUAAAAACUGCAUAUUCAUUUGAUUGAAUCUUUUCCUGAACCAGUGCUAGUGUUGGACUGGUAAGAGUAUAACAGCAUAUAUAGGUUAUGUGAUGAAGAGAAUAGCGUACAUGAAAUAUGUGCAUUUCUUUAUUGCUGUCUUAUAAUUGUCAAAAAACAAAAUUAGGUUCUUGGUUUCUGUAAACUUGACUUUUGAAUCAAAAGGGAGGCAUUUAAAGAAAUAUCUUAAAUUAGAGAUGAUAGAAAUUUGAUCCAUUCAGAGUGGAAAAAGAAAUUCCAUUACUAUUAUUUAAGUAGGUAAAAUUAUUUCCUGAAUUGUUCAAUAUUGUCACCUAGCAGAUAGACACUAUUAUUCUGUACUGUUUUUACUGGCUUGCACCUUGUGGUAUCCUAUGUAAAAACAUAUUUGCAUAUGACAAACUUAAAAAUUUCUGUUAGAGCAAUUAAUAUCUGAACUACCUAAUGCAUUACCUGUUUUUGUAAGGUACUUUUUGUAAGGUACUAAGGAGAUGUGGGUUUAAUCCUUAGGUCAGGUAAAUCCCCUAGAGGAAGAAAUGGCAACCCACUCCAGUAUUCUUGCCAGGAAAAUCCAAUGGACAGAGGAGCCUGGCAGGGUACAGUCUAAGCAUGGGGUUGCAAAGAGUGAGACAAGACUUGAGCUACUGAACAAUAAGGACAAUAAAUGCUGGGUCGGCUAAAAGGUUCAUUAGGUUUUUUUCUGUAAGAUGGCUCUAGUAGCACUUGUCUUUAUCUUCAUUCAAAACAAUUUUGUUAGAUUGUAUGUGACAGCUCUUGUAUCAGCAUGCAUUUGAAAAAAAAAACAUCAAAAUUGGUAAAUUUUUGUAUAGCUAUCUUACUACUGAAGAUGGAAGAAAAGAAGCAAAAUUUUCAGCAUAUCAUGCUGUAUUAUUUCAAGAAAGAUGACCAAAAUGUGAAAAUGUAUUUGUUCAGUGUAUGGAGAAGGGGCUGCAACUGGUCAAGCUUGUCAAAGUAGUUUGUGAAGUUUUGUGCUGGAGAUUUCUUAUUGGACGAUGCUCCACAGUUGGAUAUACCAGUUGAAGUUGAUAGUGAUCAAAUUGAGAUAUUGAGAAUAAUCGAUGUUAUACCACACGGGAGAUAGCUGACAUACUCAAAAUAUCCAAAUAGAACCUUGAAAACCAUUUGCACCAUCUCAGUUAUGUUAAUCACUUUGAUGUUUGAGUUCCACAUAAGUUAAGCAAAAAAAAAAAAAAAAACAAAAACACAACCUUGACCAUUUCUCUACUGAAAUGAAUGAAAACACUUUGUUUUUAAAAACAGAUUUUGAUUAACAGUGGAUACUAUACAAUAACGUAGAAUGGAAGAAAUUGUAGGGUGAGCAAAAUGAACCACCACCACCAAAGGCCAGUCUUCCUCUAAAGAAGAUGUGUGUAUGGUGGGAUUGGAAAGUAAUCCUCUAUUAUGGAUUCUUCUGGAAAACACUGCUCCUAAUUAGACCAACUGAAAGCAGCACUCAAUGAAAAGUAUCCAGAAUUAGUCAAUAGAAAACAUAAUCUUCCAUCAGGAUAACGCAAGACUACAUAUUUCUUUGAUGACCCAGCAUGGCUGGGAGGUUCUGAUUCAUCGGUUGUAUUCAGACAUUGCAUCUUUGGAUUUUUUCCAUUUAUUUCAGUCUACAAAAUUAUCAUAAUGGAAAAAAUUUCCAUUCCCUGGAAGAUUGUAAAGUGCAUCUGGAAAAUUUCUUUGCUCAAAAAGAUAAAAAAUUUUGUGAACACAGAAUUAUGACGUUGCCUGAAAAAUGGCAGAAGGUAGUGGAACAAAAGAGUGACUAUAUUGUUUGGUAAAGUUCUUAGUGAAAAUGAAAAAUGUGUCUUUUAUUUUUAUUUAAACACCAAAGGCACAUUUUGGCCAACCCAAUACUGAAUACUUAAAGGAAACUCUUCUGUGUUGUCCUUAGCCUUACAGUGUGCACUGAAUAGUUUUGUAUAAGAAUCCAGAGUGAUAUUUGAAAUACGCAUGUGCUUAUAUUUUUUAUAUUUGUAACUUUGCAUGUACUUGUUUUGUGUUAAAAGUUUAUAAAUAUUUAAUAUCUGACUAAAAUUAAACAGGAGCUAAAAGGAGUA
This is a messenger RNA of Budorcas taxicolor (takin), 4183 nucleotides long. RefSeq names its product prion protein (gene PRNP). Lineage: Eukaryota; Metazoa; Chordata; Mammalia; Artiodactyla; Bovidae. Gene Ontology annotation, biological process: protein homooligomerization. The record is from RefSeq and is a predicted model, not a curated record. Gene Ontology annotation, cellular component: membrane. The transcript has 3 exons. The coding region runs from base 145 to 915 and encodes 256 amino acids.